AUGAAGCCCUGGCCCCGCCGUGCAGAGAACCGGCGGUGCCCUGGGGAGCUCCGUCCAGUCUCGCGCGUGCAGGAUCCGCUCCCAUGCCACUCCUCUCCUCUAUCCCCUGGGCGGGGGGUGGGGGUGGGAGUGCGACAGGUGUCCUGUCCCCGUGGUGGAGGGCGAUGCCUUCUCGGGUCACUGUGCGACUCAGAGUUUGAAAGCCCGGCUCCGGAGGAGGCAGGAGAAGGCGGGGCGCGACGGGGCGUGGCCGGUGCGGGCAAGGCCAGCUCCGACGGCAGUGUCUGCGCGGACCUAGACCGGCGCAGAGACGCAGACCCCUUCCUGCAGGCGCUGCCUUCGCCCCGGCUGUCCCCCGAGGUCCGGGACGACCGCUGCGCGCAGCUCCUGGGCGAGGGCUUGCUCGCCUGUCCCGGAGAGCGCGUGUGCCAUCCUGGGGAGCGUGUGAACCUGGCGGCCGCGGCGCAGCCUGCGCUCGAGCGGGGCGGCGGGGAGAGAGGGGAAGACCCGGAGCUGCCGGGGGGCGUCAAAUCAGAAAUGCAUUUAAACAGUGGCAACUUUUCCUCCGAAGAAGAGGAUGUGGACAAUCGCGACAGCAAAGCCCAAGCAUCCCAGCAGCCGCUGUCUCAGAAGAAGACCAUCACGCAGAUCAUGAAGGACAAGAAGAAGCAGACCCAGCUCACGCUGCAGUGGCUUGAAGAGAAUUACAUUGUGUGUGAAGGAGUUUGCUUGCCACGGUGCAUCCUUUAUGCACACUAUUUAGAUUUCUGCAGGAAAGAGAAAUUGGAGCCAGCCUGCGCGGCCACCUUUGGAAAGACAAUUCGCCAGAAAUUUCCCCUCCUAACAACGCGACGGCUUGGGACAAGAGGCCAUUCAAAGUAUCAUUACUAUGGGAUUGGCAUCAAAGAAAGCAGUGCAUAUUACCACUCCGUUUAUUCUGGGAAGGGCCUGACAAGGUUUUCUGGAAGCAAGCUAAAGAAUGAGGGUGGCUUCACUCGUAAAUAUUCGCUUAGCUCAAAAACUGGAACACUUCUUCCAGAAUUCCCUAGCGCUCAACACCUUGUGUACCAAGGAUGCAUUUCUAAGGACAAGGUUGAUACUCUCAUAAUGAUGUACAAAACUCACUGCCAGUGUAUCCUGGACAAUGCAAUUAACGGAAACUUUGAAGAGAUCCAGCAUUUCCUAUUACACUUUUGGCAAGGCAUGCCUGAUCACCUUCUUCCCUUGCUCGAAAACCCUGUCAUCAUCGACAUUUUCUGCGUUUGUGACUCAAUUCUUUAUAAGGUUCUUACAGAUGUACUCAUUCCUGCAACCAUGCAAGAAAUGCCUGAAAGCUUAUUAGCAGACAUAAGAAAUUUUGCUAAAAAUUGGGAACAGUGGGUUGUUUCAUCCCUGGAAAACUUGCCAGAAGCCCUAAUUGACAAGAAAAUACCUAUUGUGCGAAGAUUUGUAUCUUCUCUGAAACGACAAACCUCUUUCUUACAUCUUGCUCAGAUUGCCAGACCAGCUCUCUUUGACCAGCAUGUUGUGAAUUCUAUGGUGUCUGAUAUUGAAAGGGUUGACUUGAAUAGCAUUGGAUCUCAGGCCCUUCUUACUAUUUCGGGCAGCUCAGAUGCUGAAUCUGAUAUCUACACUGAACAUGACUCCAUCACUGUGUUCCAAGAACUGAAGGAUCUCCUCAAGAAGAAUGCCACCGUGGAAGCUUUUAUUGAAUGGCUGGAUACUGUAGUAGAACAGAGAGUUAUUAAG
This is a messenger RNA of Carlito syrichta (Philippine tarsier), 1749 nucleotides long. Its product is annotated as DNA-binding protein RFX6-like. The annotation marks the transcript as partial. Gene Ontology annotation, molecular function: RNA polymerase II cis-regulatory region sequence-specific DNA binding; DNA-binding transcription factor activity, RNA polymerase II-specific. The transcript is spliced from 14 exons. The record is from RefSeq and is a predicted model, not a curated record. Gene Ontology annotation, biological process: regulation of transcription by RNA polymerase II. Lineage: Eukaryota; Metazoa; Chordata; Mammalia; Primates; Tarsiidae.